Messenger RNA from Chironomus riparius, 1407 nucleotides. The record is from the annotation of a GenBank genome assembly. Lineage: Eukaryota; Metazoa; Arthropoda; Insecta; Diptera; Chironomidae.
GACGACUUGUUUACUAGUUAAAUGUUGUGUGUGUUAGUGUUUAGUAAGAAAUAUCAAGCCAGUUAAAGAAAAAUUGAAUUUUUAUUGAUUACAGUGUAAUUAUCCUUUAAGUUAUGUCUUAUUUGACACAUAUAAAUCGUCAUGAUGAUCUUAACUUCAAUGAGGACUUUGAGGAAGCGAUAGCAAGGAACAUAAAGGAAGAAGACUACGAAAAUAAUGACUCUGAAACUGAAGGUUCUAAUUCUAGAACAGAUACUGAAGAUGCAUCCGAAACAGAAGAACCGCCACACAAAAUUCAAGAGGAACCAGUUGAGAUUAAAGAACAAAAUCAUUUAUAUUGUAGAAUAUAUCAAGAUAAGCUGGCAAAUCUUAAAAAGCAAUUAGAGGAAGUACAAGCAGGAACUCAUCCAGAAUUAAUUCGUAGAUUAAAACAAUUAGAACGUCAAUAUCAUGAUCGGUUAAGACUAAACAGCUAUUAUCGUGACUAUUUAAUUGAAUGUGUUGAGAAAGACUAUAUACUUGAGAAGAAUGCAGCAGUUAAAGAAUAUGAGGAGAAGAAAGCAGAUCUCAAGGAAAAUCUUUUAGCAGAUUUUGAGGAUAAGAAAAAGAUGAUUGAAAGUGAAAGAACAAGUAUGGAAAUUAUUGAAUCUGGAGAGAUGAGGCAAACAAUCACUCGUAAACUUCGAAGAAGACCAAAUGAUCCAGUGCCUGUUACUGAAAAGAGACGUAAGAUGGGUAAUGGCCCAGCUUCUAGUCUGGUGUUUCAACUUGACGAUAAGGAAAUUGAAUAUGAUCUCAAAUUAAUAUCAAGAGGGAAAUCUAUAAUUAAUAAUAAUAAUAAUAGUAAUAACAACAACAGUAUGAGAAACUACUCUCAAAAUUCGACAUUGAUGAACAAUAGUGUCGGUAAUAGCAACAACAUAAUGUUGGGCUAUAAUAUUGAUGGACAUGCCGUGGAGACGAGAAUUGAAGAUGGAAAGUUACUGUAUGAACGAAGAUGGUAUCAUCGUGGACAAGCCGUUUAUAUUGAAGGUACUGAUGUUUCACGCUUUUCUGCAAACAUUUCAGCCAUUGUAGGAAAUGAAGUGAUUAUGGUUAAAAGAGCAAAUGAUGGUAGCAAAUUCCGUAUUUACCUACAUCAAUUAAGUAGCGGAAAGAUAUCCAUUAAGCGACGAAACUAAUUCGUUUUUACUUUUAAUGUUCUGUUCUAUUUUAAAAAAUUUGAUUCGAUAAUUUCCAAUUUUAUGUCUUUUUUUGUAACUAAUAUGACGAUCAUUUCUUUUUAUAAAAGGAGAUUCGAUUAAAUUGUAUAAAAGCGUUUUAUGUGCAAGAUCCAUUAAUUUUUGUGUUAGUUUGUAAUAAAGAUAAUAUUAAUAUUAUUAUAAUCAAAUUUUACAGAUGUCAUCA